CGGUUCGCGGACGGCGUAAACGUCAGUAAUCGCCUGUGAACCGUGCCGUGACGAUCGGAGGCGUCGCGUCGAUCCGAAUCGAAGGAGAUCGCGAAAAUCGCCACCCUCUCACCGCUGACGUAUGUACGAGAUUCGCGCCGGCACUCGGUCCCGGUUGCAUCGACACUGGUUAACGCUCCAAUCGCAAUUUACUUUGGAUAGAAGACAACCGAUUUUUCCGAGACGGAAGUGAAAAAGGAAUAUUAAGGUGGAAUAGUCGCUGUGUGAAUCAGGACGAGCAACCACCCUGAAAAGGCGCUUCAAGGAGACGAUACACUUCUCUCAAGGAAAGCAUCUCGACUAACGCGUCCUGAGUGAUCCAAAGUGCAAUUUCUGUUGGUGAACAGAUUUCGCGACUCAACGGAGAUCGCGCAGAAACGGAGUUGCUCCAGCUGAUAGCCAGCAUCCUAUACACAUACGCACGUACGCUCACACGUGCGUCCGAUUUGCCGGCACACGUACGUGCGGCAGCGCAGGCACUAAUACAGGGACGCGCAUCCCACCACCCUCGUUCGUGAGAACGUAGCAGCGGACCGGCCGAUAAAAUGAAUGAGAAUGAUAAGUCAGUUAAGUGCGAGAACUCCGCCGAGGAGGAGGAGGACGAGAUGUACGAGCGCGAGCUGGCCGAAGACGCGCAGUGGAAGCGGAUACAACAGAACACCUUUACGAGAUGGGCGAACGAGCGACUGAAGGCGAUGAACAAGCACAUCGGAGACCUGGAAUGCGACCUGUCAGACGGUCUCCGACUGGUGAGUCUCAUCGAGGUGCUCUCGCAGAAGCGGUUGCCGAAACACAAUCAGCGGCCCACCUUUCGCUCCCAGAAGCUGGAGAACGUAUCCGUCGCUCUCAAGUUCCUGGAAGACGAGGGCAUCAGGAUUGUCAAUAUCGACUCCUCGGACAUCGUAGACUGCAAAUUGAAAUUAAUCCUUGGCCUAAUAUGGACCUUGAUUCUGCACUAUUCUAUCUCUAUGCCAAUGUGGGACGGCGACGACAGCGAGGACAAGGGCGCAACCCCGAAGCAAAGGCUGAUGCAUUGGAUCCAGUCGAAAGUGCCGGAUUUGCCCAUCACAAAUUUCACCUCCGAUUGGAACGACGGUCGUGCGGUCGGCGCGCUGGUUGAUGCGGUUGCACCUGGUCUCUGCCCAGAUUGGCAGGAUUGGAACCCCAAGGAUGCGAUCCAGAAUGCGUCUGAAGCGAUGGGCCUCGCGGACGAUUGGCUCAAUAUUCCCCAGCUCAUUAAACCCGAGGAGAUGGUGAACCCAAAUAUCGAUGAGAUGUCGAUGAUGACAUACCUGUCGCAAUAUCCCAACGCAAAAUUAAAAUCAGGUGCACCUCUGCGUCCGCGCACAAAUCCGAACAGCAUCCCACCGCCGCGAGUGCGCGCUUAUGGUCCCGGCAUUGAACCAACCGGUCCGAUCGUUGGCGCGCCGGCCAACUUCACCGUGGAAACCUUCUCCGCCGGCAAGGGUAACGUCGACGUCAUCGUUGAUGAUUCUAAAGGAAACAAGCUACCGGUCGAUAUCAGAUUCAACAAGGACAGGAAUCUGACCUACUCGGUGUCGUACACUCCAAAAACCGAGGGUCCGCACAAGAUAAAAGUGCUCUUCGCUGGCAGAGAGAUUCCGAAGAGUCCGUACACCGUCAAUGUCGAAGGACACGCUGGCGAUCCGAGAAAAGUCACGGCGAGCGGACCUGGUCUGCAACCGGAAGGAGUCGUAGUGAACAGACCUGCCUUCUUCGACAUUUUCACGAAGGACGCCGGUCGCGGUGUGCCGGAAGUUAUUAUCUUGGAUCCGCAGGGUAGCAAACCAGCGAUACCGGUGAAAUUGCGCCAGACCUCACCAGACGUCUGGCGAUGCGAGUACGUGUCACCAGUGAUCGGUUUACAUUCCGUCAAUAUUUUCUUUGCCGGGAAGCCCAUACCCGGAAGUCCCGUCGGCGUCAACAUCGCACCCGCCUCCGACGCGAAAAAGUGCAGAGCAUACGGACGAGGAUUGCUGCCGAACGGCGUCCGCGUCCAGGACGUCGCCGAUUUUGUCGUCCUUACUAAAGAUGCUGGUGAAGGUGUGCCGGACAUUCGCGUGAUCGGGCCGGGAGGCGUUAAUCGGCCGGUGCAAAUGAGUACAAUCGACGCUACAACUUACAAAUGUCACUACACACCGGUUAAGGAAGGCCGUCACGUGGUGAUGAUUACAUACGGCGGCAAGGAGAUCCCCAAAUCGCCCUUCGAGGUUAACGUCGGUCCUUACAAGGAGUCCAACAUCAGAGCCUUCGGACCUGGUCUGCACAAUGGUGUCGUCGGCCAUCCGGCGAAAUUCACUGUGGAUACGAACGGUGAGACCGGUGCCCUUGGUUUCUCAAUUGAAGGCCCGUCCAAGGCAAAGAUUGAGUGCAAUGACAAUGGCGACGGAACCGCUGAUGUUUCUUAUCUGCCCACCGCACCGGGUCAGUAUGCAGUCCACAUCCUCUGCGAUAACGAGGACAUCCCCAAGUCGCCUUACAUCGCGACUAUCUCGCCGAAGACUGAUUUCGACCCGGAGAAGGUCGAAGUUCACGGACCAGGAAUUCAGCCGGAAGGUGUUUCCAAAGACAAACCGACGUACUUUACAGUAGAUGCAAGGAAAGCUGGCCAGGCUGCUCUAGAAGUUGCCAUUCAGGAUGCUCUUGGAAGAGAAGUACCGCUCAGAUUAGAAGACAAGCGGGAUGGAACUGUCCAAGCGCACUAUACGCCUACAUCGAGUUCUCAACAUGUUGUCAUGGUGAACUAUGGUGGAGUGGCCACGAAGAAAUCACCAUACAGAGUUAAGAUAGCUUCGCCGUUGAAUCCCGCUAUGGUUUCCGCCUUCGGCCCCGGCCUUGAAAAGGGCGUGAAGUCGAACAGUCCCACGCAUUUUAACAUCGACUGCCGGGAGGCUGGACCUGGUAAACUGGACGUCAAAUUAGUGUCCCCGGAAGGCCGGGAACUUCCGAUUUCGCUGACGGAUAAUGAGGAUGGUACAUACACCGUGGAUUACAUGCCGCCUCAACCAGGAAACUACACGGUGAAUCUUAAUUACGGCGGUCUGAAGGUACCCCAGUGUCCCAUUAAGGUCAACGUUCAGCCGCACGUGGAUGUGUCCAAAGUCAAGGUGGAUGGUUUGGAACCAACGGCCCCGGUGAACAGCCUGCAGCAGUUCCGCGUGAUAACGCAGGAGGCGGGCAGGGCGGCGGACUUCCAGGUGGCGAUCACGGCACCGUCCGGCAACCGCGUCAAGGCGCACGUCGUGCCGACUCACGAGGGCUACCUGGUCAACUUCACGCCCACCGAGCUGGGCGAGUAUCUGCUGGGAAUCAGCUUCGGCGGCGAGCCGAUCUCCAAUCAACCGUACCGGCUCACCUGCGUCCACGGCUCCGAUCCGGGCAAAGUNCGCGCUUCCGGGGCCGGCCUCUCCCACGGCGUGGUGAACAAACCAGCCGAAUUCGUGAUCGACACGCGCGGGGCCGGCCAAGGUGGCCUCGGCGUGACUGUCGAGGGACCUUGCGAGGCCGCCAUAAAUUGCAGGGACAACGGCGACGGCACGUGCUCCGUUGCUUAUUUGCCCACCGAAGCCGGCGAUUACGGUAUCAACAUCACCUUCAACGAGCAGCACGUGCCGGGCUCGCCCUUCCAGGCGAUCGUCGUGCCGGAUGCGGAUCUCUCCAAGAUCAAAGUCAGCGGAAACGGCAUCCAGCCACACGGUUUAUUUGUGAACAAGCAAGCAACGUUCACAAUAGACACGAGAGACAUCGCUAAGUCGAAGACUGAUGACGGUAAAGUGUCUUGCACUAUAAACAACCCCAGUGGAGGAAAAACGGAGAAGCUCAUCAUCCCGCAGGGUGACGGUACUUAUCGCGUCAGUUACACACCUUUCGAGGAGGGCUGUCACACUAUUGAUAUACUCUACGACAACGUGCCCAUUCCGGGUUCGCCGUUCUCCGUAAACGUACAGCGCGGCUCUGAUCCCAGCAAAUGCCGUGCGUACGGUCCAGGACUGGAGAAAGGCAUCGUGAAUAAGACGAACCGCUUCACGGUGGAAACCAAAGAGGCUGGCAACGGCGGCUUGGGGUUAUCGAUCACUGGCGAUGGAGAAGUCAAGGCGGAGGCGAAGGAUAACUAUGACGGUUCCUGCACCGUCGAAUACGUUCCUACGGAACCCGGUGAUUAUGAAAUUGGCAUCAAGUUCGCUGAACAAAACAUACCCGGCUCGCCAUUCAAAGUCGAGGUGAUCUCGGAUUCGGAAGCAAAGAACGUGAUCGCUUACGGACCAGGUUUGCAGCCCGAGAUGGUGCGCGAAGGUGUGCCGGCCAAGUUCACGGUGGACACAUCGAAGUGCGCUAAAGCGGCACAGUUGGACGUUAGAUUGUCGACUGACAAGGGACAGGCGCAGAAGCCGCAGAUCAAAAGCAAAGGCGACGGUUUGUACGAGGUGACGUACCAACCGCCGCCCGCCGGAAGCAACGUGCACAUCGGCGUGACCUACGACGGCGAGGACAUCAAGGGCAGUCCGUACAAGAUAAAAGUCCUGCCUACCGUGGAACCCAACAAAGUCACUCUGUCGGGUCCGGGAGUGUCACAUGUUUGCACCGCUUCCUUCCCUACUGACUUCGUCGUGGAUACUUCUAACGCCGGAUACGGCGAUCUCGAAGUUCAAGUUGUGGGUCCGGAUCAGGUACCGCGCAAGGUGCAGGUGCAGGAUCUCGGUGACGGAAAGUACAAGGCGACGUAUCUGCCGGACGAUUGUGGACGCUACAAGGUCAACGUGAAGUACGGCGGCAAGGAAGUGCCAGGCAGCCCGGUUAACGUGCAGAGCGUCUCCACCGGCAAGGCGGAUCAGUGCAAGAUCAAGGAGGGUAUUCAGCACACAUUGGCUCAGGGCGAGGAGUACUGCAUUACAGUCGAUACUGAAAAUGCAGGCCGUGGUGCAGUGACCUGCCGCAUCCGUUCCACUUCCGGAAGUGAAGUCGUUGACAUUGACAUAGAAGACAACGGUGAUGGCACAGUUAACAUUUACUAUACUGUCGCCGAUGCGGGCGACUACACCCUUAGCGUCAAAUUUGGCGGUCAACCAGUGCCCGAAGGAUUCUACACUUUUACGGCGUCCGAAGAGUACAGGGAACAUAGCACGCAUAAAACUCAACGAGCUCGUAAGACACAACAAAGACAAAAUCAACACGUAGUCGAGCAGCGCAGCACAACCUUGCAGGAAAGCUCCACUGUCACCACAAAGCGCAGUAGCCAGCAGGAGUUAUCGAAGAAGAAUUUCAACGUUAUCCGAUUGAACUCCAUUCCAUUACCUCUCGCGAGUGGUGGCACAGUUAUCUCCGAAGUGAAGAUGCCUAGCGGAAACGUGGAUAAGCCAGUUAUCGAGGACAAUCACGAUGGCACGGUAUCCAUCAAGUACGAGCCGAGGGAAGAGGGCCUCCACGAGAUUUAUGUGAAGUUCAACGGGGAACACGUCCAGGGUUCUCCUUACAAAUUCCAUGUCGAUUCUUUGGCAAGCGGAUAUGUAACGGCGUACGGACCAGGUUUAGUCUACGGUGUGUGCGGCGAACCUGGAAACUUUACCAUCUCAACAAAAGGCGCCGGCGCGGGCGGUCUUUCCCUGGCAGUUGAAGGACCUAGUAAAGCCGAAAUAUGCUGUCACGAUAAUAAGGAUGGCACCGUGUCGGUAUCCUAUCUGCCCACUGCGCCGGGAGAAUAUAAGAUCACCGUUAAGUUUGGCGACAAGCACAUCAAUGGCAGUCCUUUCGUCGCAAAAAUUACAGGCGAGGGCCGCAAGAGGAAUCAGAUCUCCGUAGGUUCCUCCAGCGAGGUGCAGCUACCGGGUAAGGUGUCCGACGCCGAUAUCAAAUCCUUGAACGCAUCGAUCACGGCGCCUAGCGGCCUGGAGGAGCCGUGCUUCCUGAAGCAGAUGCCAAGCGGCAACAUGUGCGUGUCGUUCACGCCCCGCGAGUCUGGAGAGCAUAUAGUGGGCGUGAAGAGGAUGGGCAAGCACAUACCGAAUUCCCCGUUCAAGAUCGACGUGAAGGAUCGGGAGGUCGGUGACGCGAAGAAGGUCCAAGUGGCCGGUCCCGGUUUGAAGGAGGGCAAGACCCACGUUGAGAACAACUUUUCGAUCGACACGAGGAACGCCGGCUUCGGCGGUCUCUCGCUGUCCAUGGAAGGCCCGAGCAAGGCCGAGAUUCAGUGCAAGGACAACGAGGACGGCACCCUGAACAUCUCCUACAAGCCCACCGAGCCCGGCUACUACAUCAUGAACCUGAAGUUCGCGGAUCACCACGUCGAGGGCUCGCCGUUCACCGUGAAGGUCAGCGGCGAGGGCAGCAACCGGCAGAGGGAGAAGAUUCAGAGGCAACGGGAGGCGGUGCCUAUCACCGAGGUCGGCAGCCAGUGCAAGCUGACCUUCAAGAUGCCCGGCGUCACCGCCUUCGAUCUCACCGCCACUGUUACAUCGCCCGGCGGCGUCACCGAGGACGCUGAGAUCAAGGAGGCCGAGGACGGCAUUUACGCGGUCGCGUUCGUGCCCAAAGAGCUGGGCGUGCACACGGUGUCCGUGCGCUACAAGUCCAUGCACAUCCCUGGCUCGCCUUUCCAGUUCACGGUAGGUCCGCUGAGAGAUGGCGGCGCCCACAGGGUUCACGCGGGUGGACCCGGUCUGGAGAGAGGGGAGCAGGGCGAACCUUGCGAAUUCAACAUCUGGACUAGGGAAGCAGGAGCGGGUACUCUCGCUGUCUCCGUCGAGGGACCCAGCAAGGCGCAAAUAGACUUCAAGGAUCGCAAGGAUGGCAGCUGCUACGUUAGCUACGUUGUCAGUGAACCUGGCGAAUACAGGGUGGGAAUCAAGUUCAACGAUCAGCACAUUCCUGAUUCGCCGCACAAGGUUUACAUCUCGCCGGCGAUGGGCGACGCGCACAAGCUCGAAGUCGCGCAGUUCCCCGAGAGCGGAGUGCAGCCCGACAAACCGUACACCUUCCUGGUGCGCAAGAACGGCGCCAAGGGUGAAUUGUUCGCGAAGCUUGUGUCGCCGAGCGGAGUUCAAGACGACUGCUUCAUCCAGAGCAUCGAUACGGAUACGUACUCGGUGAGGUUCAUGCCGACGGAGAAUGGCAUCCACCAGAUCCAUAUCAAGUUCAACGGGGUGCACAUAACGGGUAGCCCGUACCGCAUCAAGGUCGGUAAGGUGGACGCCGAUCCGGCGGCCCUGCACGCCUACGGCAACGGCUUGAAGGAGAUCAAAACUGGUCAGAAGACUGAUUUCAUCAUCGACACCUGUAAUGCGGGCUGCGGUGCAUUGGGUGUUACCGUAGACGGACCUAGCAAGGUUGCCAUGGACUGUACUGAGGUCGAGGAAGGCUAUAAGGUCAGGUAUACGCCUUUGGUGCCAGGCGAUUACUACAUCAGCAUCAAGUACAACGGCUACCACAUCGUGGGCUCGCCUUACAAGGUUUCUUGCACAGGUGCGGAUUUGGCAGAAAGAGGCGCGCAAGAGACGAGUUCGAUCGUUGUCGAGACCGUGCAGAAGAUAUCCAAAUCUAAGCAGGUUGGACCCGUACUGCCAUUAUUCAAGUCCGACGCGAGCAAAGUGACGAGUAAAGGCAUGGGUCUUAAGAAAGCUUAUUUAGGAAAGCAAAAUCAGUUCACCGUUAGCGCAGGAGAUGCCGGUAACAAUAUUCUGUUUGUCGGCGUAUACGGACCCAAAGGACCAUGCGAGGAAGUAUUUGUAAAGCACACGGGACGCAAUAAUUACAACGUGAGUUACUUAGUACGCGAACGGGGCGAAUACAUCGUGAUCGUGAAAUGGGGCGAUGAUCACAUCCCCGGCUCGCCUUACAAGGUCGAAGUUUAAGCCGAAUCAGCAUCCAGACAUCGAGCAACACGUUUGUGACAACGCAAAAUGGAGCCAUCCUUCGUUUCAGUAUAAACUAGACAGUCUUGAAGCAUCCAACUUCGCCAAAAUAAAAACGAAUUAUGUGCCAAACGAGAUUUUCGGUCGUACUUACAAUCGUAAAUCGAUAUUGGCGAAACAAGAUGUAUUUCGUCACAUUUUUCGAACACUCCAGUUUACGUCGAAACGAUGGAUUGCUCGAUCUUUAGAAUAACAGUUUUAUCCAGGGGACAAUUAUAUCGACGCCAACGAUAAAAUCACGAUGGCUUCUUGCCGACAUAGUUAAUUCGCUCACCCUUUCAAAAUUCUACGGAUUUUGAUGAUUUUUGUUGAGUCCGAGAUAGUAGAGUCGCGAAUAGAAGCGAUAAAUAUUAAAUCAACGAUAAAAACAAAUACGUAGGUCAAUUACACGUUCGUUCAAAAAACACCAAUUGUGCCUUUUGAUUCGACGCAAGAAUAUUUACAUGUACACAUAUACUUAACACGUACACAUACAAAGACACACGUAAAAACGCGUCAUGGUCACCCAAGUCAGAUCCUAAUUAUGUUAUAUUAUGUUAUAUAUUAUCGGUUACUAAGUAUAGAUUAAAUAUACUACAAUUGAUUAUUAUAAUAAUGAUAUAGAAGUUAAAUAAAUAAUAUAUUUA
Molecule: messenger RNA, 8590 nt
Organism: Linepithema humile (Argentine ant)
Lineage: Eukaryota; Metazoa; Arthropoda; Insecta; Hymenoptera; Formicidae
Source: RefSeq, a predicted model, not a curated record